Messenger RNA from Xyrauchen texanus (razorback sucker), 6359 nucleotides. Its product is annotated as single-stranded DNA-binding protein 3-like. Gene Ontology annotation, biological process: positive regulation of transcription by RNA polymerase II. The transcript is spliced from 18 exons. The record is from RefSeq and is a predicted model, not a curated record. Bases 116 to 1273 code for a protein of 385 amino acids. Gene Ontology annotation, cellular component: nucleus. Lineage: Eukaryota; Metazoa; Chordata; Actinopteri; Cypriniformes; Catostomidae. Gene Ontology annotation, molecular function: single-stranded DNA binding; protein binding.
UGUAAGAAACGGGAGGAAAACACAGUAAGCGGGUAGCUAUGGAGAUAGAACGUUUCGCUAGCCGUUUCCUUUGACAGGUGUUGAGUUGCUUCAAAGUCUUCAAACAGAGUCCACCAUGUACGCCAAAGGGAAAGGAGCUGUUGUCCCAUCUGAUAGUCAAGCCAGAGAGAAAUUAGCUUUAUACGUGUAUGAAUACUUGCUUCAUGUGGGGGCCCAGAAAUCAGCACAGACAUUCCUGUCUGAGAUCCGAUGGGAGAAGAAUAUUACACUAGGGGAGCCCCCUGGAUUCCUGCAUUCAUGGUGGUGUGUAUUCUGGGAUUUGUACUGUGCCGCUCCAGACCGCCGUGAGACCUGCGAGCACUCCAGUGAGGCCAAGGCCUUCCAUGACUAUAGUGCAGCAGCAGCCCCCAGCCCUGUAAUGGGCAAUAUGCCCCCCAAUGACGGCAUGCCCGGUGGACCCAUGCCUCCUGGCUUCUUUCAGGGGCCUCCCGGCUCGCAGCCGUCACCACACGCACAGCCUCCCCCACACAAUACCAGCAACCCAAUGAUGGGACCACACGGCCAGCCUUUCAUGUCUCCACGGUACCCUGGUGGACCACGGCCGACUCUUCGCAUGCCAAAUCAGCCUCCUGUAGGAGUUCCAGGGCCACAACCACUCCUGCCAAACAGUUUGGACCCAACCAGACCACAAGGACAUCCUAACAUGGGCGGCCCAAUGAGAAUGAAUCCUCCCAGGGGGAUGGGCGGCAUGGGCCCUCAGAACUAUGGGGGUAUGAGGCCUCCUCCUAACUCUCUAGGUGGUCAAGGCAUGCCCGGAAUGAACAUGGGUCCUGGAGGACGCGGCCCCUGGCCAAACCCAAACGCUAACUCGAUAGCAUACUCUUCCUCGUCUCCCGGCAACUAUGUAGGUCCCCCAGGAGGAGGUGGGCCACCAGGAACUCCUAUAAUGCCAAGCCCAGGAGACUCCACAAACUCCAGUGAAAACAUCUACACAAUGAUGAACCCUAUCGGACCUGGAGGCAACAGACCGAAUUUCCCCAUGGGUCCUGGUCCUGAUGGCCCAAUGGGCGGGAUGGGUGGCAUGGAACCCCACCAUAUGAACGGAUCGUUAGGAUCUGGUGAUAUGGAUGGGUUGCCAAAGAACUCCCCCAACAAUAUGGCAGGCAUGAACAACCCACCGGGCACACCGCGGGAUGACGGAGAGAUGGGGGGCAACUUCCUCAACCCAUUUCAAAGUGAAAGUUAUUCUCCCAACAUGACGAUGAGUGUGUGAUUUUUCGUAUUUUUUAUUUUGGGUUUACUUUUUUGUUUUGUUUUCAAACCCCUUUGAUCCCUGUUCCUUUUUUAACCCCAAACCCUUCACAUCUAUCAAUCCUGGCACCCUCUGCCCACGGACCUCUGGCUUUGCCACACAGCCCUCUGGGAUACACCCUGAGCACCGGACUCGUAUAAAGGUGGCCCAUCCCAUCCUGUGCAAAAUGGCAGCCGGCAACAGGAAACAGCCUCAGAGACACAGGAAGAGCUUGUUGACUGAUUCUCCCUGCCUCCCGGACUUUCUCCAUGGCUCAGGACAUUGAUGGGGCUGAACACACACGGACAGGUGUGUGUAAGUGCAGUGUCAACCGAGCAGGCAGUGUGUCAUCAGGCUGCUCACAUCUUUGUGAACUCACUCCACUUUUUAAUUGUUUUUUAUUUUUUUUAAUCUUCGUUGGAUGCAGCAGUUUUACAGUGGAAAAUAUCUGCACCCGAUACUUUUAUCCUCCAUUUUAUUGUGUACAUUUGAAAUGCAAUUGGAAACUCAUGAUAAUGGGUUUGGCAAAGGAUGUUUUCAUUAUUCUGUAUAUGUAUUGUAUUAUCGAUUGUUGUUUUUGUUUUUUUUGUAAUGAUGGUUAUUGAUUAGGUUUUAAUUGUUUUGGAAGGGGCACAUCGUAUGUAAACCAUGCAUUCAAAAUAAGCACACUCACCCAUAAUGCACAAACAGUUCAUGACUUUGCAGUAAGUCUAUGCUAUGUUUUGUGUUUGCUGUGAAAUCUUACCUCCUGCAGAUUUAGGUCUUAUUGCCAUACCUUUCAGAAUACAUCUCUAGAAUACAGCUGUAUAAGGAGCAGUCACCAGAGACGUAGUUGUAUUGUGACUCAGCUCAGAGAGCAUCUUAAAUUUAUAAGGGGCCAUUCACACCGAACACACUUUUUUUUGUAUUUUGUCAGUGCUGGUUUUCAUGUAAACAUGCACUAGAUGGACGUCUUUGACCAUGGAACGGCAUCCCGCUUCUCUGCAUUCUUUAGCUGUGGUAUCAAGUUUAAAGAAUUGUAACUUUUGAAAACGUGUCUCAAGACUGUUCUGUUUGUUUUACUGUCUAGUUUUUCACCGUAAAAAAUACUUUCCAUCAGAUAUUUUGUAUGUUAACAUGUGCUGAACAGACAACUUUGACCAUUGCGCUGUGUCUCGCUGUUUUUCAGCGACUCGCACAUGAGCACCGCAUUCUUUAGACGUGGUGUCGAGUUUAAAAAAUGCAUCUUUAGACACCUGCGUUCUGUUCUAUUCGUUGCGCUGUUUAGCUUUUUUAGCACAAGAAUGCUUUGUGUCCAUCUACGUUGUUUUUAAUUUAUUUUUCUGUGUAAAUGUGCACUAGACGGACAUCUUUUACCGUUGUGCCACAUCUUGCAUUAGAGCACCACUUUUCUUAGUCAUGUUUAAAAGAACUUAAACCUUAUAAAACGGGUAUUCAAAAAUAAUACUUCUGCUGUACGGAUAAAAAAGCCUUUAGAUUAAUUGACUACAGCAGAAGUAUUAUUUUCUAAUGCGAGAUGUGGCACAAAGGUAAAAGAUGUCCGUCUAGUGCAUGUUUACAUAGUAAACUACGAUCAGAAAAACAGUGCAGAUGGACACAAAGCAUUCUUGCACUAAAAAGGCAGAAUGAAUAGAACAGUAUAUGGGUGUCUCGAGACGUGUUUCUAAAAGUUGAAGUUCUUUAAAUCUGAAGGAUGUAACUUUUUCUGCUUAAAAUAAUUUCUUGAAAACAUUAAAAAAUAACAAAAAAAAAGUACAAAAUGAGUAACUGCACUCUGAUGCAUUUUGGCCAAUGGAGCCAUCUGAUUUUAUACUUUUUUUAUUGUUAGUGUGAAGAACCAAUUAAAAUAAAAGCUUUUUAAUUGCAAGUAGCGCUCCAAAAUCGCUUCUUUAAAAACGCGUCUUGAGACAUAUGUGUUCUGUUCUGUUCAUUGCGCUGUCUAGCAUUUCUUAUAGCAAGAAUGCUUUGCACCCAUCUGCAAUGUCUUAAAUGAUUUUGCUUUGUAAACAUACUAAGCAGACAUCUUUGGUCAUUAUGCCGCAUCUUGCUGGUUUUUCAGCGUCUCGCACAGGGGCACUGCAUUCUUUAGACUCUGUGUCACAUUUAAAGAACUUUAACUUUAAAAACAUCUCGAAACACAUGCAUUCUGUUCUUUUUAGUGCAAGAAUGCUUUAUAAUUUUGCUAUGUAAACAUGCGGUCUGGCUGGGUUUUUUUUUUUUAGUGUCUCACGCAAGAGCGCCAUGUUUUUAAUACACUGUCAAGUCAAAAGACAUUUGAGUUCUGUCCAAAUCGUUGUGCUGUGUUAGGCUUUUUUUUUGUCUUCUUUUUUCUUCUUUUUUUUUUUCACAAGAUCACGUUCGGUCUGAACAGCCUCUAAGGCAAGGAAAUCGAGUCAUCAGACAGAAACCAGCAAUGAAUAUGACCACACAAUAUUUAAAACAUCAAGUUUUAUUCUGGACUAAAAUCUCAAGUUAUUUGUAGAGAGAUAGUGAUAUCCUCUGAAAACCGCUAUUCUAUCUUGGUACAAAGUGGUUAUACAUAGUGCUAAACUCAACUAAAAGACUAUGGAUGAGAGACAACUUCUCAUACAGAAUCACAUCAGGACAUAUAGUAAUUUUCACCUUAUUUAUUUGAUUUCUUUUUAGUUCAUUAAUAGAUUUUUCGUGCACAUGUCUUGCAUGCAACCCCUCUGGACAUACUGUACACAUGUAAAUAUGCCUGUCUAAGAUACCUCCUAAAGGUUUUUAUGGUUCUGUCCCUGCCCUCUGACUUCACUGGCAACCCUCGUGCUCGUUUCCCCCUUAUGCUUGUUUCUAAACUUGUUGACAUUUGGAACAGGCAUCUAGACAUGUGAUGUUUCAGUACUGAUGAGGUUCCUAUUGACUGGGUGCUCCCCAUUGGAAAACUACAAACGUAGGAAUAGAAUUGACUCUUCAAACACAUUUAGUUAAUUAUAGUUUUAAAGGUACUAUCUGUGUUCCAUAUUAAGGAUUGUUUAUAUAUGUUUUUUUAAGUUAAAGAGAGGUUGUUUUGUUCUCCUCAAAAACAGCUAUAAGUACACCAUAAUGCCAGCAUAUAUCUACUAGCCUAUGAACAGAAAAUAGGGUCUAGUGUUAAUGCACAGGAUGAUCAGUUUCUGGCUCACAACGCUCAUUUUAAAACCACAGCGUGUCAUUUCUGCACCACUAGUGACACCAAAUGGAAUUGCAAUCUGCAUGUUUGAGUGACCUGAUGUAGAAACAUAAGCUGGGGCAAACUGUCUGUUUGUCCAAACAAUGGAAGACUGAGAGUGUGAUAAAUAAAUGUGUUAAAGUUAGUAUUUUGGUAACUUUGCAGAACUUACACACUGCAGUUUUCAAAUGUAAGUGCUUGGACAUUGCCUCAUAUUAUCAGCUCAUGCAAAUUCAAUUGAAAUGACUUAGGUCUUCCAUGUCUUUGGGGUUUAAUAAUUGUGUAUUUUCAAAAUGUGUUUUUGGAAAUUAUCUGUGGGUCUCAGUGUGAAAUGGUUUUCCAAAGGGAAAGUUUACCCCCCAAAAAAGCACUCAUUCACUCUCAUUUUAUUCCAAACCAGUCUGACUUACUUCCAUUGAACACAAAAGGAGUUAGGCUUUAUGUUAGGGGCUGACAGCCUUUGUUCCCAUUUACUGUCGUUGUAUGCUACAAAGCUGCAAUGAAAGUGAAGUGAAGUGAUAAGGCUGUAAGUUCUUAACAUUCUGCCUAAUAUUAUUUGUGGUCAGUAGAAGAAAGUCAUACAGGUUUGGAUUCAUACUUCAAACGGAGUUAUACAUUUUCAUUGAAUGAAUAGGAACAGGUAAAUAUCAGAGCUUAAUGCAACAGUCAUCGUGCUGAUUACAUUCAUACACUAUUUCUGUCUUUAAUUUCUCUAACACGUGAAAUUGAACCUGUUUUCAAGCUCUCCUCAACUCCACGACACAAUGUACACAAACACAUUUAAAAUGUCUAUCUUAUUUUAUUACUUUGUUUGUUGUAAAUACUGUAAAAUGCAUUUUGAUAUCAUUGACAUGUUUUAUAUUUCUGUGGGGGGGGUGUAAAGGAAGACCCCAUCUUUGUAGUUAAAGAGUCGCUGUUCUGUCUUUUGACACUCCACUGUACAGAUGUACUAAAUGAAUCAUGCAAAUGUAAAGAUUUUGUCAGCCUUUACUUAGUAAAUGAUUUCUGAAAGCUCAUGUUUGGGAGAACAGGAAAGAUCAGGCGUUUGAACUGGUUGUAUGUUCGGCGUAACCAAGCGCACCUCAAAAACCAGAAUCAUGUGUUGGACGCAUGCGGAGGCCCAAAACCUCACGAUACAUUUAGUGUCCUCACUUUGCACUUUGCAGAUAGCAGCCCACCUAUUAACACAUGUCCUAUAUUAAAAUACAUUAACACAGGAAGUUGUCUCUUUACAUACAAAAGGGACCACACAUUGCAAACUUUACUAUGAAGGAUAAGAUUUUUAUCUAUUUAAAGUAAAAAACACACUCAAAAAAGGUUUAAAAAAUAACGGAGUACGGAUUAAAAAAAAAAAAAAAAGGAAAAGAGUGGAGGGAGUUGUCCUUCCUGUUAUCUUGAUAUAGUGUUUUAUAGAUUGCAGUCUCUCCUCAGCCAGUCCUCUGUAUGUAAACCACUCAUGUUGUUUGCCAUCUCUGUAAUUCUAUUGUGACGCUGUACAAUACUGUAACUUUAGCGAGGAGUUGAGGUGCGGAGGGGCUUUAAAUGUGGGAAUGAUAAAUUCUCCAAAGUUCAUUGUUCUUUCUGACAAAUGAAAAGCAGUAUUGAGUAUAAAGCAGUCUGUCUCCUGGGUUUGCUUUGUAUAUCAUGUUUAGGGUAGUUUGGAUCCUUGUCUUAGGGACUCUUUCUGUCUUGUGUAGUAAAUUAAACCGUUCUUUGUAUGUUUCUUUAUUCUGUAAAGUUUCUUUUAGGUUUAAAAGUUGCUUAAAAAAAAGGAUGGAAAAGUGCAUCAAUAAUGUAUUUCUUUCUUUUCGGUUUCUUUUUAUCAUGGAGUUGUUGCUUAUUUUUUUGCUUGUCCCUUCGUUGUAGAUACAAAUUUAAGACUAAUAAAAUAACAUA